GAAAUUCUCUUCACUUCUCGCACAUCACCAUCUCUCAGUCUUCUAUACAUCUUCUAUUUUCAUUAGGCUCUUCAUCCUUAUUUUAUAAGGAAAAAAAAUUAUUAGGAUUUUCAAAAUGUACUCAUUAGUAUCGAAAUGGUUUUUUUUAAUCAUCUUCUUAGACAUAUCAAUAAUUUGUGUUUUAGGAUUUAGAUUUCCUAGACUAGGAAUAAUUUCACAAAAUACUAAAAUGCAGUAUCAUGACAAUAGUAUUAUUAACAUAUCUUAUUACACUCAAAGAUUAGACCAUUUUAAUUAUAAACCCGAAAGUUCUAUCACAUUUAAACAAAGAUAUGUGAUAGAUUUUAAAAAUUGGGGUGGUUCUAAAUCGGGAGCACCGAUUUUUGUAUGGUUUAACGGCGAAACUUCUUUAGAAGACGGAAUUGACGCGGCUGGAAUUCUUAAAGACAACGCUCUUCGUUUCAAAGCUCUUCUUUUAUACAUUGAGCAUAGGUACUAUGGAAAAUCAUUUCCAUUUGGCUCAAGUGAAGAAGCUUUGAAAAAUGCAAGUACUAUGGGAUAUUUAAAUUCAGCGCAAGCAUUAGCAGAUUAUGCUGCUAUUCUUUUAGACAUUAGAAAAACUCUCAAUGCUCAUGACUCUCCUAUCAUUGUUUAUGGAGGUUCUUACGGUGGAUUGCUUGCAGCGUGGUUUCGGCUAAAAUAUCCUCAUAUUGCAUAUGGUGCUUUAGCUUCAUCUGCCCCGAUUCUCUAUUUUGACGGUGUUGCCCCAAAACAUGGAUAUUAUUAUAUUGUAUCCAAAGAUUUUAGGUCAAUGUUUCAACCAAGACCUUUUAAUAUGGAAAAUUAUCUCGAUUCAUGCGAGCAACAAUAUAGUGUAAUUCCACUGCCUCAUUGGAUAAUAACAUAUUAUGGCGGUCAGGAUAUAAAAUUAGUCUUCAAAAGAUUUGCCAGUAAUAUAAUUUUUUCCAAUGGAUUAAAAUAUCCAUAUAGCUCAGGCGGGGUAUUGGAGAGUUUGUCACCCAGUCUGAUUGCUCUUACCACGGUCAAUGGUACUCACUGCUUGGACAUCCUUCCAGCACAACAAAAUGAUCCUAAGUGGUUGAUCAAUCAAAGACACGUUGAAAUAAAUAUCAUUGCAAGCUGGAUUGCAGAAUACCAAGCUGAUAGAUUAAUUUGUUAAUAAUGGGUAAUAUAUAGUUUUUUUUUUUUUGGUGGUUUCUUUCUUUGUAUAUAUUAAAAGGCAAAGCAAGUUCCGCAUAAUAGUAAUAAUCAUUAAGUCAUUAUUAGUGUAUAAAUUAAAGAAAAAGGCAAAGCAAGUUCUGCAUAAUAGUAAAACAAUCACCGCAAGGAUAACCAAAACCAUAAAACUAAAAAUCAAGCAGAGUAAUAUAGCAAACAAUUGAAACAAAUCUAAGAAAAUUCCACAUAUAAAUUCAGGAAGCUUUCAGGAAUAGAGUUAAAAAGAACAUUUUUUUUAUUUCAACAGGGCCUACAGCCCAAAGUUAAAAUGAACAAUAUAUAUAUAUAAAACUACUAGUUAAGACACCAUCGCCAUGGAAUGUGCCUCUAGGAGAGCAACAAAAUUGGAGGAAAACAGAAAAAAAAAUAAAAGAAAUUUCUACCCUAGAUUUUUUCCCCCCCAUAUAUAACUUGUUAUACAAGUUAUAGCCUCUAUUAAUUUCAAACAAAUAUAGAGAUGUGAUUGAAGAAAGGAAAAAAAGAAUUGCGAUGCUAACUAUAACAUGCUCAAUGUACAAAGUAAAAAGCUACACUCACUCUCGGGCUUUUUGAAACUGUUGAUCAAGUGAAUCUAUUAAAGUUACCCAAGACCUCCAAAACUUUUGACACCACUCUUUGAUUGAGGCUGGCAUCACCAAGGGGGGAAAUAGUUAUAAAAUAUUCAAAUUUAAAGAAAAAAUAACUAAUUAAUUAAUAGAAACAAUUAUUUGUAUAACCACAAUAAGCAUUUUACUUUAUCAAAAUUACAAUGCAUAUUACUUUUUGCAUUGCAGUAAAAAAUAGUAAACAAAAUCAGUCAUUGCAAAAACACCAAAGUAGUGUCAUAUUCAAAAGAAAGAAGCUGAACUACUAACUUUAGACCAAAAGCUUUAAAGUUGAUUGUUCAUACAUAAUUACCAUACUUAUAAUCUGGG
Arachis ipaensis is the source of this 2153-nucleotide messenger RNA. NCBI's taxonomy places the organism in Eukaryota, Viridiplantae, Streptophyta, Magnoliopsida, Fabales, Fabaceae. The record is from RefSeq and is a predicted model, not a curated record.